AUAUAUAUAUAUAUAUAUAUACAUGUAUACAUAUAUAAGUUGUUACAAAUUGUUGUUCUUGCUCUUUCGCUGGCGCGUUAUAUCGUUUGCUGAGUCGUUCUAGACGCGAGCGAUGUUUGAUCAACGUCCAAAAUAAUUUAUUACUGGUAUCUUCGUGUCUAUUCUAUUCGUUGGGACAGCGAUUCGUUGUUCUGUAUACACCUCUGAAAUUCUUCCCGGCAAACAAGGCGUCGGCGACGUUGGUUACCGAAUAAAAUUCAAGGUUCGAGUUGGUUUUUAAGGAUACUUAACUAUUUGCGAAACAUUGCGAAAGACGGAACACUUUAUCUUCCCAUCAUAAAUUAGCCUUGAUGUUUCGUACAACAUUGGUUAAACAUAUAGCAUCAGAAUUGAACGUCAUCGUUGUCAGUAAGAAUGUAGAUCCAGUCGAGUACUUUUCCAACUCGUUACUAUCUUAUUACGAUCGAAUCGAAUUGGCUCGAAUCAGCGACCGACGUUCAGAUUGAAAUCUUGUUCAACUAUUAAGAUCGUGAGAUUUUCGGAUUAUCGAUUAUACUUGUCGAUGAGAGCGCGAUAACGCGACUAAAGACAGACAGAUCAACAAAAUGGCCGAGAACGAAACAGGAUCUGAUUUACUUGGACAAGAAUUGAAGCGACUUACUUUCGGAUGGACCGAUUACACCCUUUUCAGUGGUCUGUUGGGGAUCAGUGUCCUCAUAGGGAUUUACUUUGGCUGUUUCAGUAAGAAACAGGAUAACACUACCGAGUACUUGCUCGGAGGGAAAACAAUGUCCUGGUUUCCGGUUAGCAUGAGCUUAGUUGCCAGUCACGUAUCAGCUGUUUCGUUGCUGGCCGUACCAGUCGAGGUGUAUCAAUACGGCACACAGUAUGCCGCGUGUAUUUUUACGGCUGUGAUAUCGUGCGGCCUCAUCUCCAUUAUCUAUGUGCCGGUCUUUUAUCAAUUGCAAUUGACCAGUACCUUCGAAUACUUAGAGAUGAGAUUCACGAGGUCGGUCAGGACCUUCGCCUCGUUCCUCUACACCUUUUCGUUGAUCAUUUACGUACCUUUGAUCAUCUAUGUGCCUGCUUUGGCAUUUUCACAGGCCACAGGGAUCAAUCUACACCUGAUUACUCCGGUCAUCGGUAUCGUGUGUAUAUUUUACACCACUAUAGGAGGUCUAAAAGCUGUCGUGUGGGCGGAUACAGUUCAAAUGACCGUGACACUGGGAAGUCUGUUUGCCGUGUUCAUUCUCGGUACUAUCGCUGUGGGCGGCUUCUCCGAAACUUGGAGGAUAGCAGAAGAGGGUAGCAGAAUUGUCUUUUGGAACAUGGAUCCUAGCAUUUUUGCCAGAAAUUCUUUCUGGGGUAUGGCGGUCGGAAUGACGAUGACGUGGAUGACCGGUCUCGGUAUCAGCCAAGUGUCCAUGCAACGAUUUCUGUCCGUACCGAAUCUUAAAGAAGCAUACAAGGCAAUAGCGUUUAUGGGAGUAUGCUUAGUAGCCAUUAAGUGGAUAUCGGUGCUGACUGGACUUAUAAUGUACGCCAGGUAUCAUAAAUGCGACCCAAUAAGCACGCACGUAAUUUCGAGAAGCGAUCAACUACUUCCGUAUUACGUGUUGGACGUUGCCAAACAUAUUCCAGGACUUCCUGGCCUUUUUCUAGCCGGUCUGGUUAGCGCUGGUCUCUCGACGAUGAGCGCUAUUUUAAACACAGUCGCUGGUACAAUGUACGAAGAUUUCAUCGAUCCUUGGUUACCGGAUACCGAGAACAAAGAGGCGAGAGCAGCGAAUAUCAUGAAGGUGGAGGAGUACGAAGGGUACCAGGAUCGUAGAGGAGAAGACAAGGCGUCAACGUCGACGGAACAGGCGUCAAAAGUGUCGGGGGCGAAGACGAAGCUAUCCUCGCAAUCGAGCUCGAACGAUCAUCGCGAGGAAAACAGCUGGUGGGCGGUGGAGGAGGGCGGAGGUCAAGAGAUAAGGGAGCGUGAUAAGGGCGCAGCGGUGGCGGGUGAGCUGGCUUGCCUCGCGGAUUACAUGGCGGGGUACUUGAAGGCGGCGGGCGCUACUUGCGCCCCGACCGGAAGUCCUCAGUACCAUCCCCACAGUCAUCCGGCGAUGGGUGUUGGUACUCAUCCCCAUCCGCAUUCUCACCCGCACCCUGGCGCACCUCAUCCUGGCCUACCUUCACCCUUCGCCCUCCCUACUCACGGUCAUCCGCAUCCCCAUCCACUGGAACACGGACUCGCGGCUUUUCCACAAGGGAUGAACCAGCGCAAGCAGCGUCGAGAGAGAACAACGUUCACCAGAGCACAGUUGGACGUGCUCGAAGAUCUUUUCACGAAAACGAGAUAUCCGGAUAUCUUUAUGCGAGAGGAGGUCGCUUUCAAGAUUAAACUGCCCGAAUCACGAGUUCAGGUGUGGUUCAAGAAUCGUCGAGCAAAGUGCAGACAGCAACUGCAGCAACAACAGCAACAGCAACAGCAGCAGCAGCAGACCUCGCCGUCGAAGGGUUCGCCGAGGUCGAGUCAGACGCAGAGCAACGGCAACAACGGCAACAAAAUGUCGAGCACCGCGUCCGCGACGCCCAGCAGACGCUCGUCACCGGUCUCCUCGCCGCGGGGCAAAGAAGCGCCGGCUCCGAAUUCGCCUCUGCUGUCGACGACGUCGACGUACCCGCGUCUCGGAGUGACGCCGACAGGCGGUAGCGGCGCCAACAGCGCUCUGACAACACCGUCGCCACCGUUGACCCCGGGUUCCAGCCAGCUACCGCCUUCCUCUUAUCCGCCCCCCAUGAACCAGAUUCAUCACGGCGAGUAUGGUUUCGCUUGGAGUUCAGCGUCGCCGGGCUCGGUGAACCCGAGUCAAUGUUACGCCGGGCAGACCUACAACGCCUACCAGAACCCGUACACCAACGGCGAUUAUUAUCAAACCCAGAUCUCGCACAUGCACCACAGCCCUCAAGGAAAUUAUCAUCACCCGCAGUAUCAUCACAACAUGACGCUAACCUCCUCGAUGUCGCACUUGACCAGCCAUCACCUGAAUCCAACAGGUACCAACGACAUGGCUGCCUCGCCAUCCGACUCCGACGGCUACAUACUGCCCGAUCAAAAAUACCAGGCGAUGGUAUAGCGGUCCACCAGAUCCUCCGGAAUGUUCCAGCGUGGCCAAGAGAGCACUGCCGCGGCUAGUUCUUCCGCGGUCUACAACUGGCGUCUCUCCUCGGCGCCAUCUUGCCCCGAGAUAAACGGUAGUAUCGACUCCGACGACAAUUGAGGCGCUUUUCGACACUCUCGAGUUUGCACGCCUUACGCCUAGUAUCGGUUCUUUCACCGAAUGCCGCGAGGAUUCAAGGAUUCUCCGUGGUUCGAGAUACGAAAUAUGGACGCGAGUCGCGUACCGUUCCGCUUCGAGAAAGCGUGAACUCUGUUCUGUGCGCGACACGGACGGAUACGUUAUUAUAUUGUGCGCAUCGUUUCGCGGAAUGUUCGCGAUUUAACGUUCCUUACCGUGGAACAUCGAUUCCCGUUGAAACGUUCAAAUCGCCAACUAUUUCGCGUCGCGGGGAUAGCCGACGCGAGAACGCGUCGCGAAUAAAGAACGUUUAGGAGAUUGAUGAACGGUUUCUUCCUUAUUCGCGGCACGUUUCUCCCGUUCGUCUUGAUCGCGUUUGCGCGGCGAGCUCUGAAAACAUUGUAAAUACGAACAACGAGUGUGUCUAGCGAGAAUCAAUGAUCGGAAUAAAUUGUAAAAACAUAUCGCGUCUCGCGUUUAGUUUCGGGUCAUUCGUCGACCAGCGAUCGAAUCCGAAAUCGUUCAGCGUUUUAUCAUUCUCGUUUCUUUUUCUUUCGAAUUGACGCGCGGCAAGUCUUUCUCGUACUUUCGUAUCGUUCAGUCUUCGCUUCCGUUCGAUCCGCGAUCGUUUCGUGAUUUUCGAUCGGUUCUUUCCCGAGAGCAUCGAGCAAAAGAUAACCGUCCGGAGAUAGCCGUCGUUGCGAAAGAGCGCGUCGCGAUCGAUCGCGUACAGCUACCGCCGUGACCGACUUCCUGUUCCAGAUAUCGCUUCGAUCGAACCGAACAAACAAUCGACGGAAAAGAAAGAGCGUAGUAUUUGUCCGAAACGACGAGGAUGAACCGCGAGAGCGCAUCGUUUCCUUCUGCUUUAUCGUUAUUCCUUGUUUGUCGGUGGUCGAGGAAUUUUCGUUCCGACGAACGGAGAGUCUCGUCGACGCGAUACGAGGAUCGAAACGGAAAGUACGUUUCCGGUCCGUCGCGAGAACCCCCGAGUAAUUAUCUCUUUUCGACGUUUCACUUCGAAUUCCUUUCAAGCGGAUCACUGCCGUUAUUAUUCUUAAUAUUAUCGUUACAAUCUUUAUUCUUACGAUUAACACUGUAAUUGAUAAUCAUUCAUAUCAAGUACGGCCAGUAGCCGGACAUUCGUGUACAUAGCGAAAGCGGAAAGCGUGUUUUUGCGAAUGCGUGAGAACGAAAUGAUUCACGAUUUUGCGGUAAAUUCUUAACGAAAAAACGUUCCGUGUUCCACGAUUAUUCUUUUCUUUCUUCCUUCCUCCUUUUCUUUCUUUCGUUCUAUCGUGGACAGGGCAUAUCGAGCUUUCCUCGCGUCCCGACAUAAUCCGCUGCCAAAAUAAUAAUAAUUCGGCACCAGCUUUCGAACGAAACCAGUUUCGCUAUCUUAAUACGAGUGUUGGAGAAAGCGAGUGAAAAAGGAAAACAGCGUGUCAAAGGACGUCAUACGUAAUCGUGAGUGUAUAUUUCGUGUAUACAACCCUAUUGUAUAUUAUUGUGGAUUAGAGAAUAAACGCAAGUUCAAGAUAUCAGUAACGUAAAAGAAUAGCAGAUGAUCGUGUAAACCAUAAAUGAUUAUUGUGCGCACAUAGACAUUAAGCUACUUUGUAAUAAUAUGACGCAAAAAAUGUACAUAAUUAUCAUAACUUGUAAGAUACACGAUUGGAUUCUAUCGCGUGAGAAGAAAAUCUUCCUACGUCAAAAAUAAAGCAUCGCAUAUUAUUAAUAA
Messenger RNA from Megachile rotundata (alfalfa leafcutting bee), 5031 nucleotides. RefSeq names its product sodium-coupled monocarboxylate transporter 2. Gene Ontology annotation, cellular component: membrane. The record is from RefSeq and is a predicted model, not a curated record. Lineage: Eukaryota; Metazoa; Arthropoda; Insecta; Hymenoptera; Megachilidae. Gene Ontology annotation, biological process: transmembrane transport; sodium ion transport. Gene Ontology annotation, molecular function: symporter activity.